AUGCCUCAAGUGCGGCUGAACACUCUCUGCUCUAAAAUGAGAGCGGGGUUGCCAAAGUUGGGAGAUAUCUUCACAUGGCAACUUUUAAAAACUUUGCUGAUGGGACAAAUCCUCUCAGUGCUGAUUUGUGGAACUGCUGUAACAUCUCAAUAUCUGGCUUCUGUUUACUAUCUGAAUACACCCAUGCUUCAGAGCUUUAUACAUUACACCCUCCUUUGCAUCACAUAUACCACGGCAUUGAUCUUCAGAAAUGGUUAUGGCAAUAUUUUGCAGAUAUUAAAGACUAAAUGGUGGAAAUAUGUAUUAUUGGGACUUACAGAUGUGGAGGCAAAUUAUGCAGUAGUGAAAGCAUACCAGUACACCACAUUAACCAGCAUACAGCUUCUGGACUGUUUUGUUAUCCCAGUUCUCAUGAUCCUGUCCUGGUUUUUCUUGAAAACCUGCUAUAGGAUCACUCACUUUGUAUCUGUGUGUAUAUGUCUGGCUGGGGUAGGAGCCAUGGUGGGGGCAGACAUCCUUGCGGGUCAGGACCAGGGAUCUACAAGUAACAUUCUCCUUGGGGAUGGUCUGGUUCUCAUCAGUGCUACUCUUUACGCCAUUUCGAAUGUGUGCCAGGAGUACACAGUGAAGAAUUUGAGCCGGGUUGAAUUUCUGGGCAUGAUUGGGCUCUUCGGAACGGUCAUCAGUGGAAUUCAACUAGGCAUUAUUGAACACAGCGAAGUGUCCAAAAUUCAAUGGAAGUGGGAAAUCGCUCUUCUCUUGGCUGGAUAUGCACUGUGCAUGUAUGGCUUUUAUAGCAUGAUGCCCAUAGUGGUAAAGAUGACCAGCGCCACAGCAGUCAACCUUUCCCUGCUCACCGGAGACCUCUUCAGCCUGUUUUGUGGACUCUUUCUGUUUCAUUACUCUUUUUCAGGACUAUAUAUUGUGUCACUGGUGGUGAUCCUGAUAGGUUUCAUCAUGUUUAAUUCUGUUCCCACACUGAUGCCGCCUCUUGCCCCAACAUCUGAUGAGGAAGGUUCUGACAAUCAAACUACUGAAUCUGAUGAUGAGAAUACUCAGAGGUGUGUGGAGAUGACGACAUGUGCGCGUGUGGAUCUAGAGAGAGAUCAAGUCAAGAACCGGCUUAAUAAAAGACAACUAGACAACAGUGUUGUCAUAAACAGUGCUAAACUGUAGCGU
Triplophysa rosa is the source of this 1179-nucleotide messenger RNA. It is a transcript of the gene slc35f2l, whose product is annotated as info solute carrier family 35 member F2, like. Gene Ontology annotation, molecular function: transmembrane transporter activity. The coding region runs from base 1 to 1176 and encodes 391 amino acids. The record is from RefSeq and is a predicted model, not a curated record. Lineage: Eukaryota; Metazoa; Chordata; Actinopteri; Cypriniformes; Nemacheilidae. The transcript has 8 exons. Gene Ontology annotation, cellular component: membrane. Gene Ontology annotation, biological process: transmembrane transport.